GGGGAGGUUCCUUUGAUGAAGUGGCAACGUCACAUGAUACAAUGUAGCGGUGAGGCGAGAUCACACUGCGGAGUGCAGACAGGCUGGAAACAAAUGAAACAAGCGAGCGUCAACACCAACGGCUGUCUCUUUCCCACCAAAUUAAUUGUCAUCAAACGUCGUAGAAAGCUCGUAGAGGAAGGCCCAGGCGGGGCCGUGGAGUGGCUCAGUACAAGGGUGUGUGUUAUCACCACCACCCGUGCCUCUCCUCCCCCCUGGAGAAGGCCAGCAGGAUCAGGAUGUCGGAGGCUAGAGAGCGUAGCCCCCGCCACCAGAGACCCUGGUCAGUGUACCGGGCCAACACCUUUGACCUCUCCUCUGAGAUGAUCGGCCUGGCACUCGCAGGGAACAGCCAGGAUCCAGAUGAGCCUGUUCUAGAGUUCAGUGUGGCCUGUAAUGAGUUGGUGACCCCAGCUCUGGAGCGGAAACCCAACAGCUUUGUGGCAGUGAGCUGCACCACCCCUCCCCAGGCCUUCUGGACCAAACACGCCCAGACUGAGAUCAUCGAGGGCACCAAUAACCCUAUAUUCCUGAGCAGCAUAGCCUUCUUCCAGGACUCUCUGAUCAACCAGCAGACGCAGGUCAAGCUGUCUGUGUACGAUGUCAAGGACCGCUCUCAGGGCACGAUGUAUUUAUUAGGCUCAGCUCUGUUUCCUGUGAAGGAGUUGCUGCAAGAGAAGAACCACAGGUUACACCUGACCCUGAGAUCUGCAGAGAACAAGCACGUGGGGAACAUCACCAUCAUUGCCUGGCAGAUAGAGGAGAAGAGGGAUCAGAGGACUCUGCCUGUUGCCAGGUUACCAGACGCCAUCAACGGCAGGACCGUGCUUCCAGUGGAUGAGAGCCUGACAGAAUCCAUGGGUGUCAGAGCCAAAUAUGCAUCUUUAUGCAAAGACACCCUGCUGACAUCAGUGUUUGGAGGCACCAUGUCCAGAAUGUACCGUUUCCCCACCACGGACGGUCACCACCUGCGGGUGCUAGAACAGAUGGCUGAAAGUGUGUUGUCUCUCAACAUCCCCAGACAGUAUGUCAAACUACUGCUGGAGGAGGACGCUGUCAGGGUUUGUGAGCUGGAGGAGCUGGGGGAGUUGUCACCAUGCUGGGAGAACCUACGACGACAGAUAGUCACUCAGUACCAGAACAUCAUUCUCGCGUACCAGGAGACUCUCUCUGACCUCACCAACUACAAGGGUCCGUCGUUCAAGGCCAGUAACCUGAAGGCAGAGAGGAAGCUGGAGUUCAUACCCACCAACCUUCAUGUCCAGAGGAUGAGGGUGCAGGAUGAGUCUGGCUUUGACCACACGUAUGACGUGGUGACUAUCGGGGCUCCCGCCGCCCACUACCAGGGCUUCAAGAACAGCGGCCUGCGCAAGCAAAUCACCAAGUUCGAGGAGGCCAAGAAACACGUUUAUGAGGAAGAAUGCAGUGCCCUGUCCAGCUGUCAGUCUAUAGUGUACAUCCCCCAGGACAUUGUCCGGGCCAAGGAGAUCAUCUCCCACAUCAACACCCUGAAGACCCAGGUCAGCUACUAUGCUGAGAGGCUGUCCCGCGCUGCCAAGGACCGCUCUGCCAACGGUCUGGAGAGGACCCUUGCCAUCCUGGCUGAUAAGACUCGCCAGCUGGUGACUGAGUGUGACUGCAAACUGCUGGCCUCGGCCAUCCAGGCGCUGAACGCGGCACGUCCUGAGUACAUCGCCUCCAAGGCGUCACCCUCUGCCGACGCCACCGAUCAAGUAGUCCUGCGCAACGACCAGGACACGCUGCUGGCCAAGUGGAGCGGAUGCAACAGCCGGUCCUCGCUGCACGUCGACUGGCACGAGGAGGAGUGGGAGAAGGUAUGGGUAAAUGUAGACAAGAGUCUGGAGUGUAUCAUCAAGCGGGUGGACAAACUCCUUCAGAAGGACCGUCUGCCUGGCAACAGCAGCCAGGGGGACACUACCCCAGGCCACCAGCAGGGCGGCAGCAGUAAGAAAGAUGGCAGCCCCAGUGGCGAGGAGGCUUUCCCAGGGGAGUGGAGCGAGGCCCUGUACCCUCUCCUCACCACGCUGACAGAGUGUGUGGCUAUGAUGAGCGACAAGGCUAAGAGCUCCAUGGUGUUCCUGUUGAUGCAGGACAGUGCUCCUACCAUCGCCAUGGACCUCUCCCUGCAGUACAGACGAGACGUGGUCUUCUGCCAGACGCUCACUGCCCUCAUCUGUGGCUUCAUCAUCAAGCUGAGGAACUGUCUCCGUGACGAUGGCUUCCUCAGGCAGCUCUACACCAUCGGCCUGCUGGCCCAGUUUGAGUCUCUGCUCAGCACCUACGGCGAGGAGCUGUCCAUGUUGGAGGACAUGUCGGUUGGCAUCAUGGACCUACGAAACGUUACCUUCAAGGUGACCCAGGCAACGUCCAGCUCCUCCCCCGACAUGCUGCCAGUCAUCACUGGCAACCGGGACGGCUUCAACGUCCGCAUCCCGUUGCCGGAGACCAUGUUUGACGCGUUGCCGCGGGAGAUCCAGAACGGCAUGCUGCUGCGCGUCCAGCCGGUGCUCUUCAACGUGGGAAUCAACGAACAGCAGACCCUGGCAGAGAAGUUUGGAGACACGUCUCUGCAGGAGAUCAUUAACCUAGAGAGUCUGGCCAGACUUAACUCCUACUAUCAACAGUUCAAGGAGGUUUUACCUGAGGACUGCCUGCCCAGGUCCCGUUCCCAGACGUGUCUACCAGAGCUGCUGAGGUUCCUGGGACAGAACGUCCAUGCCAGGAAGAACAAGAACGUAGACAUCCUGUGGCAGGCAGCAGAGAUCUGUCGUCGUCUGAACGGUGUGCGUUUCACCAGCUGUAAGAGUGCUAAGGACCGCACGGCCAUGUCCGUCACCCUGGAGCAGUGUCUGAUCCUACAGCACGAACAUGGCAUGGCCCCACAGGUCUUCUCCCAGGCCCUCGACUGCAUGCGCAGCAUUGGGACCAGGGAGGGGGUCACCCAGAAGAACCUGAGUGGCCUGUUGCCUGUGCGGGAUUUCAGGCUGGACCCCAGCCUGCUGUACUCCCUGCCCCUGCUGGCCCUCAGCCCCAACCUGCUGGUCGUCUGGCUGUUCCUCAGCGUCGCCUACUUCCUGGCCAAGCUCCGCUGCAGCUGAAGGCACAGCCCCUCUGCCACCCAGCCCCACCUACUCUCGACCUCUACUCACCUCUUCUCUCUGCCCGUUCCCCCCAGUGUGUCAGUCAGUCAGUCGGUCAGGAAGAAAGGCAAAAAGUUAGUUCGUCAGUCAAGGAGGAAGAUAAGGAGUCAGUCUGUCCGGAGCUCAGCCUUGAGAACCCUCUGAUUGGCCGAGGGCAGACCGUGUGUACCGGACUGGACUUUAUGUGCGUCACUCGGCUAAACUGCCAGCUGUUCCACCUAAUGGGCAGCCAGCACUCCUCCCGCCCUGCUCUCUGUCCUAACCAAUCCAGUCAGCGCAGGAGGCUGGUCUAAAGGUCUAUGUGCAGUACAGUAUGAGACUGUUACUGUCAAUGUCCUGACAUAUUUCUCAGUUUAACACCCAUUGUUUUACAACAAUCAAAUACAAACUGAGAGUAUGGAGAGAAACUUUGAAAUAUAGCCGGUAAGAAGUUUUAGCUGAAUUUAAUGGAAGUUUUUUUGUCCUAGUUGUCCUUGAGUAUUUAUAAUGCCGCUUCCCAACUCAUGACAUGAUUAUAACCAUGCUAUUAUUAUAUGAUGCCAUGGAUCCUUUGGUUCUGCACAGAGCUUAUUUUCAGUCAUGCAAAUGUUCUGGCUUGCUUGACGUUUACGUCUUCCAUAAGGUUUGCAUACAGCAUAAGCCAAGGGAUGGCUUGGCCAUGCAAUAUCAAGCUGAUGUUGUUUUGAUCUGGUGGCCAUUUUGUUGUUGUUCCUCAGGCCUUCCUACUCUUAUUACAGCAGGAGAGACUUGUGUCCGCUUUCACUUUAAACCAAUGCACUUUUCUAUCAACGUUGUCAUCUUAAUGAAGGUUAUUCGCUUGUCUUGCCAAUUGACACAGUUUCAUCUUGGUCGGAGCAAUUUGAAUUGGCUAAAUCUGGGAAUUUAUUAUAUUUCAGGGGAGCUUUGUUGUCUUGUUGGAUUAUGCAGUGUAGUUUUCCCAAAGUGUUUAUUUUUUAGUUGAUAUAAGAUUUCAUGCCUGUACCAAGUUUCCUAUUUACUAUAGAGUUUGUAUAUAUGAAUUAGUUCUUUGUUUGAGAACCUAUAAGGGUUGCAGUUCUAUGGAAAUAACAGAGAAGAUGAAGAGAAUGUACAUGGGCAAACCUCAAAUGGCUCCCUACCACCAAAUGAUGCACUACCUCUGACCAGUAGUGCACUAAAUAUAGGGGAUGAUUUGAGACACAGCCCAUGCUUGUUGUGCCAAAUGUUUUAGCCAGGUCUCAGAUGGUAGAUGCAGGUCUUGGAUCUUUAUUCCAGGUCAAAGUAUUACUUCCAGAUCUCCCAGCAGCCCAAAUCCACCCCGCUUCCACAGAGAAGUGCCCUAGAAAGGGUGAUUUGAUAUCAGACACUUUGGGUUACUUCCAAGCCUUGCACUCUGGACUUCCUGGUGUCUGCCGAGAGAGUCCACACACCAUUAUCAUAUACAGUAGUUGCUAUCUAGUCCCAUAAAAACAUGAUUUUUAUCUAAUGGUAUAUGUACUCAUUAAUAUGUAGACUAGUGGUAUUAUCGUUUUCCAGCCCCAUAGCCUCUCUCCAUUUGAAUCAGUAUAAUACCUGUCUUCAGUGUUACGUCCCAAGACGGCCACACUCAAUCCAAUUUAAAGUGACCUACUAAAGAAAUGGACCAUCCGUCCCAAAAUAGCCUCCUCUGUGAGAUUGUCACGCUUGUAUUAUAUCCCCUCCACCCCUCAUUUCCAACUCCUCGACCCCCACAAUGGAAAACUGGAGGGAUUAUUUUGUCCUUGUUGGUUGAGCUUUAUGCAAGCUUUUUAUAGGCCUCUCACCUGUGUGACUGGUAUGAGAGCUAGGCUGGGUUUAAUGGUGUAUUUAGGUUAGUUCAUUGGUUUGGUUUUGAAUAUUCAGAGGUUUAUUAUUUUUACUGAUUUUGUGCAAUGUUACUGUUUUACAUUUCCGACAAAUACGUACAUGCAGUAUUCUCAGUAUUCUACAGUAUUUACUUUUUCAAUCUUGUAAAUCCAUAUUGUAAAUAAUAGAAAUGUAUAAAAUCAGAUCAUCUAUUGAUAAGUAUGCUGGUGUAGAACUACCUCUAUUGUCCCAUGAAAACACCAUCUGACUGUCAGCCAGGGGAGAGAGCCGAGGGACAGCCAGGGGAGAGAGCCGAGGGACAGCCAGGGGAGAGAGCCGAGGGACAGCCAGGGGAGAGAGCCGAGGGACAGCCAGGGGAGAGAGCCGAGGGACAGCCAGGGGAGAGAGCCGAGGGACAGCCAGGGGAGAGAGCCGAGGGACAGCCAGGGGAAAAUGUGCUCCAUGAGAGCAGCACCCAAGUUCUGUCCCAAAUGGCACACUAUUCCCUAUGUAGUGCCCUAUAGGUCCUGGUCAAAGUAGUGUACUAUAUAGGGAAUAGGGCUCUGUUUAAGACGCAACCCCAGUAUGUACAAUGUUAGGAUGGCGUUUGCCUCAACCAAAUGUGAAAUAGCUUGCCCUGCUGGUUGGUAAUGAUACUACAGACGCUUGUCACCCAGUAAGUCUUAUGAAAAGAUUUGGAUUGCUCCGUUCUGGGGAUACAUGCAAUUAGGAGCCCAUUCUAAAGUUGUAGAGAAUUGCAGAAUGUGCUGGUGGCAGUUGGUUCUGCUGGUGUAUUUAAUUCCGAUGAAGAAACCCACUGCGUUAAAAAAUGUUGUAACCAUAGUGAUGCUAAAUCCAGGAAUAUUCCAACUAAAACCAAGUUCUUGACUCAAUUCUCAAGUUUUAUUUUUCUGUUUCUCUUGAAUUCCUUAGUGCUUUUGACUAUAGAGAAUAUAUUUAUAUUGCGUUGCAUUAUAUUUUCAUGCUUGUAUGUCUAAAUGCUCAUGUUUGCUAAAUAUAUGUAGUCUUAUGGAAAGUUUGAUGUGAUUACAUCAUCAUCAUGCAGGUGUCACUUUAUAAUGAGAGGGAGAAAUUCUAGUUGCUGUUCCAGAUAUCUUUGUAUUGAACCUUGUCUGGUACAUUGCCAAGUUCCAACCCAAUAUCAGGGUUGCUUGGAUAACCAUUUAUGAGUAUGCUCUGAAAUACUAUCCUUUCUCCCUUUCUCUCUGAAGUGGUAUGCGUUUCUCUCUGCUUCUCUCUGAAAUAGUUUGUAUUUCUCCCUUUCUCUCUGAAAUGGUAUGCGUUUCUCCCUUUCUCUCUGCUUCUCUCUGAAAUAGUUUGCCUUUCUCCCUUUCUCUCUGAAAUGGUAUGCGUUUCUCCUUUUCUCUCUGAAAUAGUUUGUAUUUCUCCCUUUCUCUGAAAUGGUAUGCGUUUCUCUCUGAAAUGGUAUGCGUUUCUCCUUUUCUCUCUGAAAUAGUAUUGGUUUCUCCUUUUCUCUCUGAAAUGGUAUGCGUUUCUCUCUGAAAUGGUAUGCGUUUCUCCUUUUCUCUCUGAAAUGGUAUGCUUUUCUCUCUGAAAUAGUAUUGGUUUCUCCUUUUCUCUCUGAAAUAGUAUUGGUUUCUCCUUUUCUCUCUGAAAUGGUAUGCGUUUCUCCUUUUCUCUCUGAAAUAGUAUUGGUUUCUCCUUUUCUCUCUGAAAUGGUAUGCGUUUCUCCUUUUCUCUCUGAAAUGGUAUGCGUUUCUCCUUUUCUCUCUGAAAUGGUAUGCGUUUCUCCUUUUCUCUCUGAAAUGGUAUGCGUUUCUCCUUUUCUCUCUGAAAUGGUAUGCGUUUCUCCUUUUCUCUCUGAAAUGGUAUGCGUUUCUCCUUUUCUCUCUGAAAUGGUAUGCGUUUCUCUCUGAAAUGGUAUGCGUUUCUCUCUGAAAUGGUAUGCGUUUCUCUCUGAAAUGGUAUGCGUUUCUCUCUGAAAUGGUAUGCGUUUCUCUCUGAAAUGGUAUGCGUUUCUCUCUGAAAUGGUAUGCGUUUCUCUCUGAAAUGGUAUGCGUUUCUCUCUGAAAUGGUAUGCUUUUCUCUCUGAAAUGGUAUGCUUUUCUCUCUGAAAUGGUAUGCUUUUCUCUCUGAAAUGGUAUGCUUUUCUCUCUGAAAUGGUAUGCGUUUCUCCUUUUCUCUCUGCUUCUCUCUGAAAUAGUAGACUUUUCUCCCCUUCUCUCUGAAAUAGUAGACUUUUCUCCCCUUCUCUCUGCUUCUCUCUGAAAUAGUAGACUUUUCUCCCCUUCUCUCUGAAAUAGUAGACUUUUCUCCCCUUCUCUCUGCUUCUCUCUGAAAUAGUAGACUUUUCUCCCCUUCUCUCUGCUUCUCUGUGGAAUAGUAGACUUUUCUCCCCUUCUCUCUAAUGCUUCUCUCUGGAAAGUGCAAUAGUAGUCAAUUAGUCAGCAGCCCAAAGAAUCAGCUUUAAUGUUAUAUAAUAAACGUCAUGCAAUAAACGUCAUGCCAAAUGUACCAGAGGAGAAGGUGUAUACUUCACUAUAGAGUAUUUGAAUAGUUUUGUUUGUUUUCCCUGGAAUGGAACUGUUGCAUUGAAAUUAGAAUGUAGAACAUUUAAGUCUGUGCGUUUUGCUAUUGCUCUUGUUUCACUUUCUGUGGUGCUCGUAACUCUAUCUAGAAAGCAGGUCUUCUGUACACAGUAUUAGUGUUCUGUACCGCUCCCUCCAACAACAUCCCCAUAUUCCCUGGGACAAUCCGUCCGUUCGCUUUAGCUUUGCCCACAUGUUACUUUGACAGUGGCGUCAAUGUGUUGGUUGGUUUUUGGGUUUCGCAUUGUCUUUUAACACGAGCCCUGUUUUGUUUUCUUCACUUUGCUGUCAUCCUCUCUAUCUGUGCUUGCCCUCCCUCCCUCUCCCCUCCCUCUCCCCCUCCAUCUAUCCCCUCCCC
Messenger RNA from Oncorhynchus keta (chum salmon), 7931 nucleotides. RefSeq names its product inositol polyphosphate-4-phosphatase type I A-like. Gene Ontology annotation, molecular function: phosphatidylinositol-3,4-bisphosphate 4-phosphatase activity. The transcript is spliced from 24 exons. The coding region runs from base 279 to 3158 and encodes 959 amino acids. Lineage: Eukaryota; Metazoa; Chordata; Actinopteri; Salmoniformes; Salmonidae. The record is from RefSeq and is a predicted model, not a curated record. Gene Ontology annotation, cellular component: cytoplasm.